AGUCACCUCGGCCUGCAGAGUCAGACAGUGAACACAGCAGACGGCACCAUGUUCCAGCCGCGCUUCUCUCGCUCAGGCUUCCGCUCCGGCUCCCCGAUCCGCUCCAACAUGCGUAACAGUUCCCCAAUUCGCUCCAGCUUCCGCAGUGGCUCUCCGUUCCGCUCCAACUACAGGAGCGGGUCGCCAUUCCGCAGCGGCUCGCCAUUCCGCAGCGGCUCGCCAUUCCGCAGCGGCUCCCCAUUCCCCUCCAACUACCGCAGCGGAUCCCCAUUCCGCUACAACAACCGCAGCGGCUCCCCAUUCCGCUCCAACUUCCGUAGCUGGUCGCCGUUCGCCAACGAUUGUGAGGACUACGGCCGGUUUUACUACCCGUCUCCUUACUCCGAUGGCCGUCGUUACGGAGACUAUUACUACAGCGACUACGCGUCCUCGGCUCGUCAAAGCAUCCCGUGGCGUUUUGGAGGAGACUAUGGAGCUCAGUUUGAGGACUACAGCCACCGCUACCUCGAGUCGGGAGCUCGGGGAGAGUUUGGCGACUACGAGUGGCAGAGCGGUGACUACGAGGACUACGUCUGCCAUGAGGACGGCGCGCAGGGCCGCUUCUCGGAGCGCCGCUCGCGGGCCGUGAGUCGCGACCGGGUGCGGUUUGACCGUUCGGCGGCUCUGAGCGGCGGCCAGUACGGCGAGUGGUACGGCCGCCAGUACGGCCCGCGGUACCGCUCACUGUCGCCGGCGGCGUACCGCGGCCAGCGGGCCGGCGCCGCCCUCAGGGCGCGCUCCAUGUCCCCCGGCUACGAGAGAGCCGACUUCUACACGGCCAGGGAGGCGAUGGACGGUGGAUGGGACAGCAGCAGGAGCGGCAUGGCGCGCCACUCGCAGACGGUGGCUGGUGAGCGACAGAUGACCUCUGGAAUGACCCAGCGGCCCGGGGCCUACCGGGUCAGCUGGUACAACUAGGUGACGACCUCGGAUUUAUAAGGGUGCACGGUGGAAAAACUCGCUUCGCACGGUCACGCUCGAUCCUGUUCAAAUGCGAACCAAUUUGUGCAAAAAUAGCCUCAGAAUCGUACAUAUUGAAGUUUGCACUGGCACCAGUACGCUCUUCUCCGUCCGGUGUUUUGCGUUUGCAUGCUUCUUAUGACUUACUCAUUUUCGAGGCAUCGAUGCUGCAAAAAAGUGGGAAGUUGGGAACUCACCAAUCAUGAGAACAAUACAAAGCUGUGAAAUUAACAAUUGUUCGCAGAAUGCACACAAUAUCAAAAUCCUGUCAAAGAUUUACUAAAACAAACAUGAUUGUCAUUGCAAAAUAAGUUAUUGGCAAUGCACUGUGUUGACUGCAUGCAUUUAUGUGCUUUAAUGAUUGGUAAAUAAAAUACAUUGAAAACUGCCUU
This is a messenger RNA of Amphibalanus amphitrite, 1391 nucleotides long. RefSeq lists its product as uncharacterized. Bases 49 to 957 code for a protein of 302 amino acids. The record is from RefSeq and is a predicted model, not a curated record. Lineage: Eukaryota; Metazoa; Arthropoda; Thecostraca; Balanomorpha; Balanidae. The transcript has 2 exons.